AUGGGGAACGCCGUGGUAAACGAGUUCGCGCAAGGUUUACAACCUUCACCGCCCAAGAAGAAGGGGCGGUCGUCCAACAUGGUCUUGGUCGCUGGGCACAUCCGCAAGGCCACCAAAAAAGGGGAGGAGCCUGAGGAUCGGCGCGUCGAGAUCUGGGUGCAGGCAGAGAAAGACGCCACCGUCGGCUGGGCGGCAGUCUGA
This is a messenger RNA of Symbiodinium natans, 201 nucleotides long. NCBI's taxonomy places the organism in Eukaryota, Dinophyceae, Suessiales, Symbiodiniaceae. The record is from the annotation of a GenBank genome assembly.